UCCCGACUCCCCCCCUCUUCCACAUAAAGAAACCCUAGAAGGAUACUAAUCUCCCAAUCUGAUCCCAAAUUGUCCGUCGACCUCACCUUCUCCUCGAUUCUGGGCUUCCCGGUGAUCUAAUUCGAGCUACGGCGGGAGAUGGCUCACGGCGGCUACGCCCGGCGUCGGCUCGAGGAGCGGAGGCCCCUGGGACGGCGGUCCAAGGGGUUGGGGCUGGACAAGAAGCGAAAGAAGUCCAAGAGCGUCUCCGUCAAGAACCAGAUUCGGUCCACCGAGCGCUUGCUUCGUAAGGACCUGCCUAAUGAAGUCAGGCGGGCUCAGGAGCAGAAGCUGAACGAACUUAAAAAGCAGCAGGAACUUCAAACGCGCCUGGCAUUAGAACAUAAGAUACGUUUGAGGGACAGAAAGAUCAAAUUUUUUGAGAGAAGAAAGAUAGAAAGGAUGAUAAGGAGGCUUGAGAAGCAACAACGUGCAUCAUCUGAUCAUGUGUCAGAUGAAAGAAUUUUGGAUCAACUUUCUAAAUUAAAAGAAGAUCUAAAUUAUGUCCGGUUCUUUCCAAAGACUGAAAAAUAUGUCUCAUUGUUUGCCGGUGGAGAUAAUCCAGAUACUGUUGAUAAGAGAAAUAAAUUACGUGAUCAGAUUAAAGCCAAUCUCAUAGCAGCUGCUGCCAAUGGAAAAGAUUUAGAAGAAACAGCAAGCGAUGAUGAUGCUUUAGAUGUGAGUGAAGAUGAUUUCUUUUUGAGCGGAAGCUCAAGCGAUGAAGCAGAGGCAGAUGAUGAAUGGACAGAUAAAAGUACUAGGGAACCAGCUUCAAGUGCUUCUGGCAAAGCAACAUCUGGCAUGUCUAGUGAUGAAAGAAAUCAGAGACAGAUGUCUGCACGAGUUCUCAUGCCACCACCUCGUUCAUUGCCACCAAGAAGAAGCCGACCCAUUGAAAACGUUGAGAUAUCUACAUCUAGCAACGCAUCAAAUAGUGGUAGUGGCCCUUCCUCCAGAAACACAAGAUUUGUAAAUGAAGCGAGAGGUCAUCACAGCAACCUGAGCUCAAACUCAGAUGCUCAUAAACCACGUCGAAAAAGGAGGCCAAAGAAGAAAAAGCAGGCAUGAUGUUACUGUCGUGAACAGUGAUGGGGCUGACGUUCAUGAGCUACAAGCAGUAUACUGGAAUUUAGUGGAUCUACCACUUGUCAUCAGAAAGAACAUUGUGUCUCUUCAUACUGUCUUGGUUUGCUAUUUUUAAGUUGUGUUAUACUCUGCGUGCUCUGCGUGCCCAUAUUAUUAGGAAUUAAUUGUUCCUCACGAUUCUCUGUCACAAUUGUUGCUUUAUGGAGAUGGUAAGCUGUAAUGCCAUAUGGCCAACCUUUUUCUUUUUUUCUUUUGCGGGUAAGCAGAGAUGGAAGAAAGAAUAUUCCUGUAAUGUUGAAUUUUGAUUAAGCCAGUCUUGUCGAAAUGAACAUGAACUGCAAGCUUAUAUGGUUCA
Musa acuminata subsp. malaccensis (wild Malaysian banana) is the source of this 1480-nucleotide messenger RNA. RefSeq names its product rRNA-processing protein efg1. The record is from RefSeq and is a predicted model, not a curated record. Gene Ontology annotation, cellular component: nucleolus; preribosome, small subunit precursor. Lineage: Eukaryota; Viridiplantae; Streptophyta; Magnoliopsida; Zingiberales; Musaceae. Gene Ontology annotation, biological process: maturation of SSU-rRNA from tricistronic rRNA transcript (SSU-rRNA, 5.8S rRNA, LSU-rRNA).